Messenger RNA from Maudiozyma barnettii, 513 nucleotides. RefSeq names its product Ten1p (gene TEN1). The record is from RefSeq and is a predicted model, not a curated record. The coding region runs from base 1 to 513 and encodes 170 amino acids. Lineage: Eukaryota; Fungi; Ascomycota; Saccharomycetes; Saccharomycetales; Saccharomycetaceae. The transcript has a single exon.
AUGAGUAAUUUAAUAAUAAAUCUUAAUGAUUUACAAAAGUUGAGACAAUAUAAUGAUAUCAACCAUAAUAAUAAUAGGAUCCAGUAUUCAACCAUUGAUCCAAUUCGAUGUCGUGUGCUAACACAAAUAGAGGAACUGGAGUUUAUGGACCCUAAGACCACUUCAUUAGCAAAUUUUUACAUGUGUAACAUAAAAAUUAAGAACAUUCCAAUCUUCGUUGACAUUUUCAACAAACAGCCUCAGGAUGUUAGUAUUGUUGUUAAGAUCGAUGAAAAUGUAUAUGAUUCUGUGUUCCGCAAAGGGACUGUAUCAGUACAAAGAGGUGACUUAUGUGAGAUGACUCUCGUAACAUGGAGCCCACAAGAAAACUGUGACAGUACUACCGAUCUAUGGGAAGUAGUUGAUAUGAAGUUCCUUACCUUGAAGGACGUGGAAACUUUACAUAAUUUUUUAUUAAGUGAUAAUGGUAGACAAUUCCUGGAGAUAUCAAAUCCAGUUCAAAAUAUUACCUAA